Molecule: messenger RNA, 786 nt
Organism: Rotaria socialis
Lineage: Eukaryota; Metazoa; Rotifera; Eurotatoria; Philodinida; Philodinidae
Source: the annotation of a GenBank genome assembly
AUGAGUCAAAUAAGACAAACGACAGGUGUGACAACAUCAACAACUCAUUAUACAUCAUCAAGAACAUCGAAUUCGCCGUCAAUAAGAGCUCUUCAACUGGAAUAUUCGAAAUUACAAAAAGAACCUGUUGAAGGUUUUACUGUUAAACUAGAUGAUGAUUCAAAUUUGUACAAAUGGCAUGUCGGAAUAUUCGGACCACCAGAUACUCUAUAUGAAGGUGGUUACUUCAAAGCUGAUAUGGAAUUUCCAACAACAUAUCCAUUUGCUCCGCCAAAAGUUCGUUUUCUAACGAAAAUGUGGCAUCCAAAUAUUUAUGAAAAUGGUGAAGUAUGCAUUUCAAUUCUACAUCCUCCAACCGAAGAUCCUCAGUCAGGUGAACAUCCAAGUGAACGGUGGAAUCCGGCUCAAAAUGUUCGAACAAUUCUAAUGUCAAUAAUAAGUUUACUAAAUGAACCAAAUUGUUCAUCACCUGCUAAUGUCGAUGCAAGCGUGAUGUAUCGAAAGUACAAAGAACAGAAAGAUGGCGAAUACGAAACAAUAAUACGAAGACAAGUUAAUGAAUCGAAAUUGAUUGCCGAAAAAGAAGGUGUAUCAAUACCGAAAACACUUGAUGAUUAUGUAGCACCAUCACGUGCUGGUGCAACUGGAAAUAGAAAUGGAAAAAAAUCAAUUUUUGGUACUUCAUCACAUGAAAAUGAUGAUGAUGCAGGAAUUGAUGAUGAUGAUGAUCAAAUGGCUGAUAUGGGCGAAGACGAUGAUGAUAAUUAUUACAAUGAAAGCGAUUAA